Molecule: messenger RNA, 243 nt
Organism: Prunus armeniaca (apricot)
Lineage: Eukaryota; Viridiplantae; Streptophyta; Magnoliopsida; Rosales; Rosaceae
Source: the annotation of a GenBank genome assembly
AUGCGUGACGACAGAAUUUCGAGUGUUCGAAUGAGAAUGGGUUUUAUUGACAAUUUCAAUGUGCCCCCAGUUGGAUCUGCGAGGGGUCUUAGUCUAUGGUGGGAUGAAAGUGUUAAGGUGACAAUAUGGAGAUCCUCUCAAAAUAUGAUUGAUACAAAGGUGGAGAUAAUUCAAAUAGGCCAGGAAUACAGAGCCACAUGGAUUUAUAGUACUCCAUAUAAAGAAGAGAAUGGGCUUUUCUAG